UGCAGAAUGAAAUGUUCAUUAUAAUUAUACCGAAUUCAGAGAAAAAAGUGUUAUUAUAAUUAUUCCUAAAAAAAUUUAAGAGAGUAAAUUUUAACAAUUAUUUAUAUACGAUAAUGUAUUGUAUUAUUAUAUUAAAAUUACAAUUCGGGAAAUUUCUAAUCUCCAAGAUGAUAUUUGGUUAGGUUCUUAAUAAAAUUUCAGAAUUGACAUUUGCUUGAUCUCCAUUGGAUUAUUUUGCUAGAAUUGCAUCGUCACACGAAGUUAUAGAUACAAGGACAACAAAACAUAUGAAUUUGGAUCUUCCUUUUCAUUUGAAUAUUGCAAGGCGCUUUAGAGAUAUGGUUAUAGAGGCAGUGAUUUUUCUUGCAGUGUUGUGGUGUAUUAGCGUGUGAAGUUCAAUUCCACUUCGUAUGUUUAUAUAUACGUAGGAAAUUGGAUGUCUAGUUUAUAUGCCAAAUGCCGUUGUGUCAUGCGUAGGGAUGAAAAGCCUUCUCCACCUAACCCUGCAAAAUCUUGCAAUCUAAGUCUCAUCCAAGUGGAUCAGAUAUUUAAUGUUAAAAAAAAAAUUAAGGAACCAAUAAACCAAAGCAUCCUUAACCUUCGAUCCCUACUUAGGCUUUCAUUCCAAUUCAAGCAUUCCUAGUCUGCAAGACAAAGCAAAAAGCACAGUGGCAGGAGAAGGUAAAAUUAAAGGAAAUUCAAGAAAGUUAAUUUUAUUUUUAGUUUUUCAGGUAUUGGGUUUAUUUGAAACUUGAAAGGGUAAUUAAAGUUAUAAAAUUCAUUUGAUCCCAACGUUUGGAUAAUAACAAUAUAUCCAAAUGAAUGGGAAGGAAAUUUUCUGGUUGGCCGCAGUGUUAUACGUAGGCUUCACUCACAAAUUUGCUGAGCGAGUAUAUAAUGAAGAGGUUUUAUGCCUGCUGCUUCACAACCAGAGUUUCUAAGUCUCUCUCUCACUGGAAGCACAACCAGUCUCAGUCUCAGAUAAUGGCAGGAAACAUCUCUGGUCUAAGUGGGAUCAAAGCUGCUAAUAUUUUACUUAAUCAUGACUUCUCUAGUGGGCUGAACUCUUGGCAUCUCAAUUGCUGCAAUGGCUAUGUAAUUUCAGCAGAAAAAGGUACUCAAGGAGGAGUUUCAUUGGACUUGGAUGGAAAUUAUGCUGUUAUAACCGACCGAAAGGAAUGCUGGCAAGGUCUUGAGCAAGAUAUCACAAACAGAAUUUCCAUUGGUUCCACUUACACGGUUUCAGCUUGUGUGGGAGUGUCCGGGCUUUCUCAGGGAUCUAGUGAUGUUCUAGCUACUCUGAAACUAGAAUAUCAUGAUUCAGAUACUAGUUACUUGUUCAUUGGAAGAACUUCAGUUAUAAAGGGUAGUUGGGAAAAGUUGGAAGGAACAUUCUCGUUGUCAACUAUGCCUGAUCGGGCUGUAUUUUAUUUGGAAGGACCUGCUCCUGGAGUCGACCUUUUGAUACGAUCAACCACAAGCACAGAAUGUGUUUCAACUGGAGAUGACAACAUCAUAAUAAACCCCCAAUUUGAUGAUGGCCUGAAUAACUGGUCUGGAAGAGGCUGCAAGGUUGUGUUGCAUGAUUCCAUGGGUGAUGGGAAAAUUGUUCCUAAGACUGGAAAAUUCUUUGCAUCUGCAACCGAACGCACGCAGAACUGGAAUGGAAUUCAGCAGGAGAUCACAGGACGUGUGCAGCGCAAGCUUGCCUAUGAGGUCACUGCUUUAGUUAGAAUAUAUGGAAACAAUGUCACUACUUCUGAUGUAAGGGCUACUUUGUGGGUCCAAACACCAGAUCUUCGAGAGCAGUAUAUAGGCGUUGCAAAUGUGCAGGCAACAGAUAAAGAUUGGGUUACAAUGCAGGGAAAAUUUCUUCUAAAUGGUUCUCCAUCAAAAGUGGUCAUUUAUUUAGAGGGGCCUCCUCCAGGCACUGACAUUCUUCUCAACAGUUUGGUCUUAAAGCAUGCAGCUAAAACACCUCCUUCAACCCCACCGGAUGUAAAGGAUGUUGCUUUUGGGGUUAAUAUAAUUGAGAACAGCAAUCUGGCUGAUGACACCAAAGGAUGGUUCCCUCUUGGUAAUUGCACUUUAACCGUUAAAACUGGUUCACCACAUAUUAUUCCACCAAUGGCAAGAGAUUCUGUUGGUCCUCAUGAACUUCUAAGCGGGCGCUAUAUCCUUGUAACUAAUAGAACACAAACAUGGAUGGGCCCUGCUCAGGUUAUCACAGAUAAAUUGAAGCUCUUUGUGACUUAUCAAGUAUCUGCUUGGGUCCGGAUUGGUUCAGGAUCAAAUGGGCCACAGAAUGUGAAUGUUGCCCUUGGUGUUGAUAACCAAUGGGUCAAUGGAGGACAAACUGAGGUUUCUGAUGACAGGUGGCAUGAAAUUGGUGGGUCCUUUAGAAUUGAAAAGCAGCCAUCAAAGGUUAUGGUUUAUGUCCAAGGCCCUGCUUCUGGUGUAGACUUGAUGGUUGCUGGACUUCAAAUUUUUCCUGUCGAUAGACAUGCAAGAUUUAGAUAUUUAAAGAUGCAGACAGAUAAGAUCCGUAAACGUGAUGUUAUCCUGAAAUUCUCUGGGCUGGACUCUAGCAGCUACCUUAACACCUCUGUGCAAGUUAGACAAACACAGAAUGAUUUCCCAAUUGGUUCAUGUAUUAGUAGAACAAAUAUUGACAAUGAAGACUUUGUUGACUUUAUUGGGAAGCAUUUUAACUGGGCUGUGUUUGGAAACGAGUUGAAGUGGUAUUGGACUGAGCCACAACAAGGAAAUUUCAAUUACAAGGAUGCUGAUGACCUGUUAAGCUUAUGUGAGAAGCACAACAUACAAACUCGCGGCCAUUGUAUCUUCUGGGAAGUGGAUGGAACAGUUCAGCAAUGGAUAAAAUCACUGAACAAAAAUGAUUUGAUGACAGCUGUUCAGAACCGCUUAAACGGCCUUUUAACUCGCUACAAGGGCAAAUUCAGUCAUUAUGAUGUUAACAAUGAAAUGCUGCAUGGUUCAUUUUACCAAGACAGACUAGGCAAGGAUAUAAGGGCAAACAUGUUCAAGACUGCACACCAACUAGACCCUUCUGCUACAUUGUUUGUGAAUGACUAUCAUGUUGAGGAUGGAUGUGACACACGAUCAUGUCCAGAAAAGUACAUUGAUCACAUUCUUAAUUUGCAAGAGCAAGGUGCCCCAGUUGGGGGAAUUGGAAUUCAAGGCCACAUAGAUAGUCCAGUUGGGCCUAUUGUUUGUUCCUCCCUUGAUAAGUUGGGUAUUCUUGGUCUACCUAUAUGGUUCACUGAGCUUGAUGUGUCUUCCACCAAUGAAUAUGUUAGAGCAGAUGAUCUAGAAGUUAUGCUACGCGAAGCUAUGGCACACCCUGCAGUAGAAGGCAUGGUGCUGUGGGGAUUUUGGGAGCUAUUUAUGAGCAGAGACAAUGCACACUUGGUCAAUGCAGAAGGUGAGAUCAAUGAAGCUGGAAAAAGGUUCCUUGCUCUAAAACAAGAGUGGCUGUCUCACAGCCGUGGCCAUGUUGAUGAGCAAGGUCAAUACAACUUAAGAGGCUUUCAUGGAACAUACAAUGUGCAAAUUGUGACCCCGUCAAAGAAAAUUUCUAAGAGAUUUGUUCUUGACAAAGGUGACUCACCACUAGUGGUAUCCAUUGAUUUGUAAGCAUACUGCUUUGUCUUUUAUCCUUGGGAUUGCUAAAACACUAUGUUGGUGGUGUAAUGUUAUCUAAUACUAGGUUCUGCCAUUUUGGCAAAUAAAUAAAACAGUUGGGAUUUCAGUUGUCUUAACAACUGCACAAAAUCUCAACCCUUGAAAAUUGUCUCAUUUUUAUUAUGAAUAUACAUCUGAAAAAUGAAUGAGAAGUGAUACUUGUUUGAAG
This is a messenger RNA of Abrus precatorius (Indian licorice), 3874 nucleotides long. Its product is annotated as endo-1,4-beta-xylanase 1-like. The record is from RefSeq and is a predicted model, not a curated record. Lineage: Eukaryota; Viridiplantae; Streptophyta; Magnoliopsida; Fabales; Fabaceae. Gene Ontology annotation, biological process: carbohydrate metabolic process. The transcript is spliced from 7 exons. Bases 898 to 3657 code for a protein of 919 amino acids. Gene Ontology annotation, molecular function: hydrolase activity, hydrolyzing O-glycosyl compounds.